This is a messenger RNA of Schizosaccharomyces japonicus yFS275, 1043 nucleotides long. RefSeq names its product SNARE Ykt6. The record is from RefSeq and is a predicted model, not a curated record. Gene Ontology annotation, cellular component: endosome; cis-Golgi network membrane; SNARE complex. Gene Ontology annotation, molecular function: SNAP receptor activity; palmitoyltransferase activity. NCBI's taxonomy places the organism in Eukaryota, Fungi, Ascomycota, Schizosaccharomycetes, Schizosaccharomycetales, Schizosaccharomycetaceae. The coding region runs from base 72 to 665 and encodes 197 amino acids. Gene Ontology annotation, biological process: autophagosome-lysosome fusion; vesicle fusion; intracellular protein transport. The transcript is spliced from 2 exons.
UGUACGUCAUCACUAACCUUACUAUGAGCUUAGCCAAGGUUAACCAGAGCAACUCACCUUAACAACCCAUUAUGAAGCUUUACGGCAUUAACGUUCUCCGUUAUGAUCCUAAGCCCGUCCAGUUGCUGAGCACGGUGUCUGAUCUCUCAAGCUUUUCAUUUUUCCAACGUUCUACUGUUGGCGAGUUUAUGGGGUUUUUCACGAAAACAGUAACAGAACGUACUUCCCCUGGUCAAAGACAAGACGUUGAACAGUCAGAUUAUGUGUUCCACGUAUACAAUCGUUCAGAUGGUCUCUGUGGAGUCAUAAUUAGUGACAAGGAGUACCCUAUGAGAGUGGCCUAUACCCUGUUAAAUAAGGUUCUGGACGAAUUUUUGGCAAAGUAUCCUCGAAACAAAUGGGCAGAGGGUGCUGUAACACUUCCCUUCCCCGAACUGGACACGUACAUCUCCAAGUACCAAGAUCCCAAACAAGCUGAUACCAUUAUGCGGGUUCAGCAGGAGCUCGACGAAACAAAGGACGUUCUCCACAAAACCAUUGAGAGUGUUCUCGCUCGCGGUGAGAAACUGGAUGAUCUUAUUCAACGUAGCGACAAUUUGUCAGCUCAGUCUCGUAUGUUUUACAAGUCUGCUAAAAAGCAGAAUUCCUGCUGCAUAAUUGCAUAGUUUUCUCCUCACAGAGAGUUGUUCGUACGGAUGUAGGAAAGAGUAGGCGAAUUUGAGUUUUGUUCCAGCGCUGGAAUGAUUUUGUUACUCUAGUCUUUUUAAACCAUAAGGGUUUUGCGAGAGAAUUCUGUCCCUUUGUGAAUUGAAAGAAACCAAACCUGACCCUUUUUAUUAACUGCUGUCCCAACAAGGGACUACGUGUUGUAUAUGUUACACUCAUCUCAAGCUUUUUUUUUUCUACGCUCUUUUCCCGUUCUAUAUAUAAUCAGCUUUUCACUCACAAUGGUCUAAGCAGGUAAUUUUAGUCAAAUGCCACUUUUAAUUAUAAAGAACAUUGUUUGUGUACCUUUUCAUUUCAGUUUCUAACUUAAAAAGUAA